Rhopilema esculentum is the source of this 2341-nucleotide messenger RNA. RefSeq names its product NSFL1 cofactor p47. The record is from RefSeq and is a predicted model, not a curated record. Gene Ontology annotation, cellular component: nucleus; cytosol. Gene Ontology annotation, molecular function: ubiquitin binding. Gene Ontology annotation, biological process: proteasome-mediated ubiquitin-dependent protein catabolic process; Golgi organization; membrane fusion. Lineage: Eukaryota; Metazoa; Cnidaria; Scyphozoa; Rhizostomeae; Rhizostomatidae.
CGGCGAUAAGGGUGAUCGACUGAUUGCUUGCCUCAGUCGAAGACGAGACUCAAUAUGGCGGACCAACAGCAACUGUUAGAAGAGUUUGUAAGUGUAACUGGAAGUGAUGCCGAGAGAGCUCAGUUCUAUCUCGAAGCAGCGGGAUGGCAACUUCAUAUAGCUUUGAGCAGUUUUUAUGACGAAGACGGUGGAGGGCAGGAUGAUGCUGUUGAUGUUGAUGGAGACUCGCUUGUUGAAACGACUUCAGCUCCAGUGACAUCAUCAAGUAGACAACCAUCUCAACCUGAAAGUGCCUCUUCAACAUCUGGAAGGUUUGCAACCAUAUCGUCUCUACACAAUGAUGAAUCAGAUAGCAGUGGAAGUAAUGAGGAUGAGGGACAAGCUUUUUAUGCUGGUGGCAGCGAAACAAGUGGGCAACAAAUUCUAGGACCCUCAAAAAGGAAGAACAAGCCAGAUGGAAUAGCACAGAAAAUUUUUGAUGCUGCCAAAAGACAGGGAGCUGAGCCAACUGACAACGACUCGGAAGCAAGAAAACCAAAACAGAGACAGGCUUUUGUUGGAGCAGGCUUUCGACUUGGUUCCGAGGCUGUAGCAUCAGAGCAAAUCACACCAUCAAUCCAACAGUCUGCUGAUACAAGCAGAGGGCCUGUAACUAUUCACUUAAAGUUUUGGUCAAAUGGCUUCUCAAUAGAUGAAGGGCCUCUGCGAUCUUUCGAUGAUCCUGCCAACAGAGCGUUACUGAAUUCAAUCGAAAAGGGUGAAAUCCCGCGUGAACUUGUACCAGCAGGACGAGGUCAAGAAGUCCAUGUCAACAUUGAAGAUCACCGCCAUGAGGAAUAUGUUAAACCUAAACUAAAAGUUCCAGUUUUUUCUGGUAAAGGACAAAUGCUUGGGAGCCCUGCACCCCAAGUUGUAUCAAACAGUCUAGAGCCGACCUCGACUACGUCAUCAGCUCCUCCCAAGCAGAUGACCGUUGAUGACACAAAACCAGUAACCACGUUACAGAUUCGACUUGCAGAUGGAACACGCCUUGUUUCAAAAUUUAACCAUACCCACACGGUGUCAGACAUCAGAAACAUGGUCAGACAAUCUCAACCAGGAGCAAGUGACAAUUUCAUCCUUAUGACCGCCUUCCCUAACAAAGAACUUACAGAAGAGUCCAAAACAUUAGCAGAAGCAAAUUUGCUUAAUGCAGUUAUCAUACAAAAAAGAAGAUAGAUGUUAACUUAUGAUUACCUAGAAUCGCCCGUUCGGCUUAAAUGACGUUUUUCUACCCCGUUCAGAGGAUAAUAAUCGCGAAGAAGGUUCUGUUUCUAGAUUAUUUAAGCAUUUCUCAUUUCAAUAUAAUUGCCCUUUAGCCAGUUGAUAUAUUUAUUUGCUAUUUCUUCAUGUCGAUACUUUGGUAUUGCAACCUAAAAAUGUUUAUAGGAUUGUCUUGGUUUCCGUUGCGAAGUAAAUAUUCUCAGACCAGCCGUGUGAAUGAACACAGCACUAGUGAAGUUGCGAAUUUAUCUUUGCCAGGAGCGAGAAAUAACUAAAUUUUAGCUCAUUUUCGAAAUUUGUCUAAAUUCGGUUUUCAGUAAUUCUUUGAAUAAAAAUGAACUGUUUUGAAUUAAUUAUAAAGAUAAAGUUAAAUAAACAGAUGGACUUAUCAAAGUUAGUAAAUAUUUAAUUGUUGGUUGGUUGAGUCAGUUGUUUCGUUCGUUCUAUGGUAUCUAACAUAAAAAAAUGUAUACUGUUUGGUUGUUUGAAUAAGACCUUACGUUUUCCCCAUUAUGUUGACUAAGCAUCAUUGCUGAAUCUGCGUGAAGUAAGUGAUGUAAUACACCAAUUCAACUUACAGCCUCAUUUUGAAAAAAUUCUUCAAACUUUUUUGUGCAAAAUGUUUGUCCCUAGAUUGUGAUUAAGAGCAAGAAUUUUAGUCUACCUGGGAGUUUCAUUGUGUUAUUGCUGACGAUAUUGAUUUUAUGACGACAUUAAGAUAAAAAUUUUAUAAGGGGUUUGACCAUGAUUGGCGACUAAGGGAGUAAAGUUUCCCCCAGAACGAUUUUUGCAGUGCAAGUUUUUGAACUUCAUUUCUCCGCAAAAUCUAAGCUAUAAGCACAAACAAUAUAAAAAAUUGUAUCUAGCUGGAAAGUAUGGAAAGAUAAAACCGAAUCUGAGCUCAAAAAAGUCGUGCAAUGAAGUUUGGAGUAAUUUCUAAAAAUGAGGCCGUAAGUGUAAUCGGUGUAAAUUAUCUUUUAUGAAUAUCACUGUUAACCAUUCUGAUAUGUAUUGCUCGGUAUUGUAAAGACAGAUCUGUACAUGCUUUGGUUGGUAGAACAGGACGGUUCUAAGACGC